AUGCCCCGCUUUAAUCGACGGGAGCAGCUCCCGCUCCAUAUCAAGCGCGCUAUUUGCGCGCACCACGUCGACAACCCCCGCCUGCGUCAUGUUGACCUGGCGAUGUGGUGUUACUCGCAGUACAGAUUGCGCCCGGAUCGCUCCACUGUCGGCCGCAUAUUGAAGAGCGCCGAGCGAUGGGCUGUCACGGCACCCGGCGACAACCAAGUGCGCCGUCGAGGUGGCGCAUGGCCUGAGCUGGAGCAGGCCAUGGCGCGGUGGAUCGCAAACGCAGGGCCCGCUGGCGUGCCUCUGACGCUGCAGACCAUCCGCGACCAUGUCGCAACGAUGGCACGGAACAUGGGCAUUCCGCCCACAUUCCGCUGCUCCAUCGGCUGGACGGCGCACUGGCUGUCCGUGCUCCCUCGGCGCACGUACACCAACGGCCGCAUUCCCGGCCGCAAAUUAUUCACACAUUUCAUAUCACAACUCGAUGGUGCGAUGUACGUCGAAGGUCGCAAGAUCGUGGUGCUGCUCAACAACGCGAGCAACCACAUGCUCCGCUUAGAGCUCGCAUGGAGCGAGAUCGUCUGCGGCAUGCGGACGACCUGCAUGAGCAACGUGCGGCUGGUCUUCCUGCCGCCGAAUACCACCGCAUUCACACAGCCGCUCGAUCAAGGCAUCAUCGCCACCGCAAAGGCCCGCUACCGACAGCAUUGGCUGCGGGCCUUCUUGGCUUUGUGGAACGCCGACGGUGCGACUUCCGCCGUCGCGCGUUUCCGCACGAACUUGCGCGAUGUCCUCGCGUGGCUGUCGGAAGCGUGGACCUCCGUCGGCGCGCGCACCAUUCAACGGUGCUGGUGGGGCACGGGGUGUCUGCCGCUCUCAUGGUCCGUGGAGAUGACGCAUGUACACGACGACGAACCCACCCCCGCUCUCUACCCCGACAUCGAGCUCGACGAGGACAUCGACGAUGUCAGGACGCUCAUUAGCGGGCUCGCACUCGGGAAUGCGGCGAUGACGGCCGCAGAGUACGUCGCCAUCGACAACGACGAGCCAACGUCGGCCGAGGGCGCUGCGGAACAGCCUACGACUAAGCCGGAGGCGGGCCUGGAGGUGGAGCUCUGGCAGGCGCCGACGACCAUGCAAGCCGUCCACGACGACGCCGACCCCGUGGGACGCGAAGCGCGGCGCACUGCCCGGGCGGCAUGCGAGAUGCUCAUCGGAUAUGCACGGGCCACCCGCAUCACGCCGUGCGAUCUGUGCCAUCUGUUCGAUAUCCGCAACCCCAUCAUAAUCGCGCGGAUGGAGCGAGCGAACCCGUCGUUCAACCUCAACGUGGCGCCUCAGCCCGUACCCUCCCCGAGCGCAACUCCCACGCCCGAGACCCCUCGUCCGCGCGGCCGUGCGCUGCCCGGCUGGAUGACCCGUCUGUCUCGCCGUCGGCAGCUGCUUGACGCCGGUGUGGGCGCCGUGAUGGACGGGUAUUGUCAGAAUAUUAUAGCUUACUUAUUUGUGUAG
Molecule: messenger RNA, 1500 nt
Organism: Closterium sp. NIES-65
Lineage: Eukaryota; Viridiplantae; Streptophyta; Zygnematophyceae; Desmidiales; Closteriaceae
Source: the annotation of a GenBank genome assembly